UUCAUACUGGACUUCACAGUCGCCGCCGUUAGAUUUCUUACUUUGAAAGUAUUUAACUAACUUUAUUUUAAGUCUCGGUAUGUUGUUUUCUUCGAGCUCGACGAGCAGAGCAUACGAAUAUGCGUCCGCCAUGGUUGGUGGCUGAAUAGGAUGUACACCGCGUUACUUUCAGUUUUGUUUCUAAGGAAAUGGGACUUUUCCCUCCCCUCGACGUUGUUAUCGAGUGUGGCUUUGCAGUGUUGCCGCAUAAUAGCUGCAGAUAAUGAAAGGAUAAGCGGUUGUCAUAUACAACAACGUCGCAUUUAACUAGCAAAACACUUGGCUAACAUCCUGAGACGUAGAUAGGAGAUAUCAGCCUGUCUCACCCUUUCACUUUCUGCUUCUCCUCGCUACUUUCCAGUGUGGUGGAAACUAUGGCAAGUGAAUUAGAUGUUCCUCUUCACGGAACUUCCCUCAACAUUGUGAGACGGUGUGGACCUACUCUGGGUCAGGUCCUCCUGAGCAAAUUUGAAUGUAAGGCCACCUUCGAAGGAGUGGAUUUUGAAAGAGAUCUGAGCAUUGGACAGCCGAAGCAACCACCUGUGUUCCCGGUGAAGAAGUGUUCUUUUCUGCUUCGUGGAGGUGUUGAGUUGUCUGUGUGGAAGGCUGAUCUCACCAAUUUCAAUGUGGAUGCUGUGGUGAAUGCUGCAAAUGAUGGUCUUGACCAUGGCGGCGGCCUUGCUCGAGCUCUGUCUGAUGCCGGUGGUCCUCAAAUCCAAAAAGAAAGUUACAAUUACAUCUUCAAGAAUGGCCGCUUGAGAACAGGACAAGCAAUUGUCUUGGGUUCUGGGAGUCUACCAUGCAAGAACAUAAUCCAUGCUGUGGGCCCUUGCCUAACAAAAUGUCCCUCUAGCACUGAUCUUAGCACUGCUAAAACGCAGUUGGAGACGGCCAUCAAGAGCAUCCUCUUUGAAGUUGAGAAACACCGUCUGCAGUCUGUUGCCAUUCCAGCUAUAAGCUCUGGGCUGUUCAACUUCCCCCUGCCAGAAUGUGCAGACACCAUAGUGGCAACUGUGAAUGGCUACUAUGAAAGGUCCUACAAUCAAGGACCUUUUCCUCAAGAGAUCCGCCUUGCAAACCACGAUGAUAUCACUGUCAACCAAAUGGAGAAGGCCUGCCAUAAGAUAUUUGCCUCCAGCUCCAGCUCCAGCUCCAGCUUCAGCUUAAGUAAAAGUGCGCCCAGAACUCCAACACCUGAAGUCCACAUUGGAAAUGUCCAUCUGACACUGAAAAAGGGUAAAAUUGAGGAACAGCAGGCAGAUGUCAUCGUCAGCAAUGCAUCACCAGAUCGAGACUUGAAGAUUGGGCAAAUCUCCUCUGCUUUAUUGCAGAAAGCUGGUUCUAUAAUGCAAAAAGAAAUAAUUCACGUCCCUCUGACUGGCAAUAUACUCAUCACGAAACCCUACAAUCUGAAAUGUCAACAGGUGUUUCAUACUCUUUUUCCCAGCAAGUCGACAAACCUGUAUCAGAACAGUGUACAGGUUCUUUAUGAUUCAGUAACUGACUGCUUAUGGAACGCAGUGAAAAAUAAACACACGUCAAUCGCCUUUCCUGCCAUUGGCACCGGAAACCUUGGCUUCGAUAGAAAAGAAGUUGCCAGGACCAUGGCAGAUGCAGUGGUCGACUUCACUAAAAAACACCCCCAAAAGAAGCUUGAUGUUUUUUUCAUCAUAUUUCCCUCUGACCAUCCAACAUAUAAGGCUUUUGAGGAACAAAUGGCAUAUCUCCAACAAAGAGCACCUCUUACACAGGAAACUGGUGCAAUGAUGCCUUCCCCACUGGCAUAUGAGCACAAAAAUCACUCCUCCAGCAGCAGAGCUCUUACCCCACAGAUCACUCUGAAAAGCUCCUCUACUGAGAAAACACGUGAGGCUGAACGAUGGCUCUUCAACCUUUUCAACAAGACCUAUGCCCAUGUCAACAUCAGCAACAACUUCAUCCUGCACUUUGGGGAGAAAGAACAUGGGCAGCUAUCCGGUCUGAUGGAAAAAGGCGUUGUUAUUGAGGAGUUCUUUGAGAACGGUCAUGCUCGCAUAAGCGUAAUGGGGAAGUCAGAAGAAGAUGUCAUAGUUGCCGGGUUGCAGGUGGAAGCCAUGCUCUGCAGCGUCCAGGAGGAGUUUGUCAGGGAUGAAGAGAAUGCCAUAUGUCAGGCUUUGAUGGGAAAGACAGGGAACUUUGAAAGGAAGAAAGUUGAGGACUCUGACCAAGAGUUCUCAAACAGAAAAUAUGCCUUCAAAAGUGAAGGGCUGCGGAUUGUGAAGGUGGACAAAGUGUGUAACAAUUCGCUGAAGACAAUUUUUGACAUGAAGGCAACACAGCUAGGCUACCCAGGCAGCAAACAAAUGUACCAACGCAUCCCUGCACAGUUCUGUGAGAUGGUUUGCAAGACUGGAUUCCAUGCAGUGUACGCACCCCCUGACGAUGCAGCAUGCGGAGAGGGAAUCUACUUUGCGGGCACAGUGAAGAAGGCCAUGGAGUUGUGGAAGGGGCCUCCAAAAGAGGAGUAUCUGUACUUCGUGGAAGCCGAGGUGCAGACGGGACAUACGUUCUCUGGGAAACGUGGCUUCAUCCUGCCUCCUCCUAUGAAAAAAGAUCCUCUCGUUAUGUACGACAGUUUGAGCGGAGGACUUGAUGUCUCCAUCAUCUUUAGCUGUUAUCAAGCUCUGCCCACUUACAUCAUCACCUGCAGGAGGGACUAAAGGGGUUUCCUCCCUGCUUCCUCUGGGUCUAUGUCUUCUUUUUGCCAGCUCAUAUAGUCCUAUCGUGAACCCGGAAAAGUUUAGGUCCCCAAAGUUUUAUGUUUGAAGUGUAUCGUACAGGUCCUCCACACAUACAAACUGCCGGGUGCUAACUUGAAAAGGUUGAUAGAUAAAUGAAUCAAUGAAUUAGCAUAUGCAGACCAUAGCUGAAAAAUGUGGAGAUUAUUGAGGAUGUAUAUGCUAAUUAAUGCAACUUAGGCCAAAUUGCCCUACAUAUGCAAGUUAGCAUCCGGCAGUUUCUAUGUGCUGAUGAUACCUACUAUACAUUUCUAAAACUUUGGGGUACUCAAAACAUUACCGGGUUCUUUAGCUGGCAAGUAGACUACUAUUGAGUCUACUGGAGCAAAUUAUAGAAUGCUUUGAAUCUUAGAGGAAACUAGACAUUAGGACAUUCCUUUUUCUAAAGCAAGCCUAAGUGCAUUGUUGAUUAAUGUAUCUUCUGUAGAAGGAAAUUGCUGUUUGCGUCACUCGUUAAAGUCAUAUUAUGCAAACCAAUAUUACAAUCGGCUUGUGUUAAGACCCUCAGUAUUGAGUUUAUUUUUUCAUUAUGUUUGUCUAUCACUGGGUGAUUACCAUAUAUUCAGCAACACAAUAACUUGUAUAUCAGAGAUACUCUUUUUAAAUUGCUCUUAUAGCUGAAGUAUCUUUCUUUAGGAUCAGUCUUUAGUUUAGUGGCGCCACAUGAAGGUAUAUAUGCAAAUACAUGUAACACUGAUUGACAAACAAUGACAUUUGGGAAGAAUAAUGUAACACUGAAUAUAACUGGUGGAAAGCUUUGGCUACAAAUACACAAUUAUAAAAAUGUAUAUUAACCAAAAACAUUUGAAUUAUUGCUGGUGUGUUGGAGCACAUGGGGUAGCUGGUUAAGAGUUCCUGAUUGUGAUUAAAUAAUUAAACGGUUUUUGGGUUCA
Molecule: messenger RNA, 3709 nt
Organism: Eleginops maclovinus (Patagonian blennie)
Lineage: Eukaryota; Metazoa; Chordata; Actinopteri; Perciformes; Eleginopidae
Gene: parp9
Product: poly(ADP-ribose) polymerase family member 9
Exons: 8
Coding region: 414-2738 (774 amino acids)
Biological process (GO): negative regulation of gene expression; positive regulation of type II interferon-mediated signaling pathway; protein poly-ADP-ribosylation
Cellular component (GO): nucleus; cytoplasm
Molecular function (GO): NAD+-protein mono-ADP-ribosyltransferase activity; ubiquitin-like protein ligase binding; transcription corepressor activity
Source: RefSeq, a predicted model, not a curated record